This is a messenger RNA of Talaromyces amestolkiae, 1617 nucleotides long. RefSeq lists its product as uncharacterized. The record is from RefSeq and is a predicted model, not a curated record. Lineage: Eukaryota; Fungi; Ascomycota; Eurotiomycetes; Eurotiales; Trichocomaceae. The coding region runs from base 1 to 1617 and encodes 538 amino acids. The transcript has a single exon.
AUGACUCAGGUUGAAGACAGCAUCCCACCGUCUGCCAAACCACUAGCUCCCUAUCUUCGAUCUCGUCAUGACGUCCUCCGCAUUCGCCAGGCUUUGACUCUCCACCUGCAAUCUCACAUUGUCUGGGAUGAUAAUGACGGCAGCGACCAGAGCCAUGUCACCAACCCCGCCUCGCAUCUGUCCCUCGUCGUUCCAAAUCACGCGAAUACCAGUGUCAAACGUAUACCGUCCGAGGUGACUGGUGUGCGAAAGGAAUAUUUAAAAGCAUUGCAGGAGAAUCUUGCUGUGAAAAGUGAAUACAAUGAUCUGUUCGAUCGGAUCACGUCUAGAAAGACUGUCAGCAAGUCACCUGCAGACUCGAAUUCUGUUCCCAGCACUACCCCCAGUCAAGAAGUGUUUAGCCAUUACUUCGAUCUACUUCGUGAACGCCGCCGAUACGAGAGACUACAGCUAUUCGAUAUUCACUUGAAGGAAUGGGCUGCGACGUCUGAACCGCCAACGGAAGACGGUUCAAGACAUCAUCUCCGCCUGGACGGGCUUAUGAUAGAAAGAAACGGGUGGACGAAAGGGUCAAGUGAUAACGUACAAGCAUUGAUAUCGAAAUUGGAGAAGACUGUGGUCCGAGCCAAGGCGAAGCUUGCUAGGGAGCAGCAUUUGCUCAAACAAUUGCAUGAUUUACAGGCAUCAACACGUCCUGCCAGUGAUGCCGUUGGUCGCAAAUUCCUUGCACUGCAGAGAACACGCGAUGAGCUUGUCCAGUGGGUCGAGGAAAAACUAGCCAUCACUAAUACGGAGGAUGAUACCAUGAACCAGCUAGAGUAUGACAAUGGUACAACGAGCGCUGAAACGGUACAGCUGGCGGUUGCUGGAUACAAAACCCGAAUUCAAGAACAAUAUGUUGCAUAUGUCAAGGCGCGUCAGUCCUUGCUCGACGCACUGUCGGGUCUGUCUCAACCGUCGAAAAGUGCAGCGAACAUACCUCCGGCUCAGAAGGCUUCAGAAGUCGCAGGUAAGAACGAAAAUAUAGAGGAAUGGGGAUCAAUUGACGUAUUCCGGAACGUAUCAGAGCACAUUCUACCUGCGUCCAAGUACCAAAAAUCAAUGGCUUUGCAUCGCUCGUACUUGAUCGGCAUGUUGGCGAAAGAGAAAACCAAUCUCAAACAUACGAUGGAUCGACUGAGUCAGGAAAGUCAUCUGCUACCCGAAUAUCCUAUUCUAGCACGCCAGCCGAAAUUCAGACACAUCACGCCUACUGCUUCGACUGGAAUAUCAAAGGAUCACAAGGCAGGAAAACAAGAUGAGAUUGUGGAGCGCGCUCAAGCAUGGGCGUUUGCUGCCGAGGCGGCCAGGUCUAGUGACAGCGAUUAUAUACAACAAAGAAUCGAGCAUGGAGCUGAGAUGGCAGACACGGCUUCUGAGCAGCUGCAACAGAUUUACAAUAUCUUGCAUCAAGAACAGAGCGUUCGUAACGAGGACAAGGGUGAUCCGGCUCAGCAAGAGAGUGAUAUUUGGACGGCCGAAGUCCAGCCUCGCAAGGCUAGAGUGAAGCGGAAUGAAAAGAUAGAGACAACAAAAGGACCGUGGUCUGCACUUGAUGGGCGAGUUGGGAUUGAAUAG